Molecule: messenger RNA, 2346 nt
Organism: Paramisgurnus dabryanus
Lineage: Eukaryota; Metazoa; Chordata; Actinopteri; Cypriniformes; Cobitidae
Source: RefSeq, a predicted model, not a curated record
UCUGCAUUACACCAACCGGUCAUCUCACACACUGACACCAGUGAAUCUCCAUCAGUAUAAAAGUCUCUUUGUAUGGUUUUAAGGUGGCUGUUACUGACUAAGGCUCAGAGAUCAGACACUAAAAUAUUUUACAAAUCAUCUUUAUUAACUCAAAACCAUCAUCAACAUGAAAAUGAUCACUUUCCUCUUCAUCAUCUCUUUAUUCAUCAAUGGUGUGUUUGGUGAUGAAGUGAAGUCAGUGUCAGUGAUGAAGGGAGAUUCUCUUACUCUACACACUGAUACUAAACUACAGAAAUAUGAUAUAAUAGAUUGGAGGUUUGGUGAGACAGAGGAUCGCAUAGCUCAAAUCAACAGUGAAGCCAAUAUGAUCUCAAUAUAUGAUGAUGUUCUUGAUGGGAGAUUUAGAGGCAGACUGAAUCUAAAUAAUCAGACUGGAGAUCUCACCAUCACAAACAUCACAACUCAACACACUGGACUUUAUCAACUAAAGAUCACUGGAGAGAAGACUACAAGAAAAACAUUCAGUGUUAGUGUGAUUGAUGUUGAUACAGAUGAGAUGAAUUCAGUGUCAGUGAUGGAUGGAGAUUCUGUUACUUUACACACUGAUGUUCCUGAUAUUAAGAAAUAUGAUGUGAUACGGUGGAGGUUUCAACAUGAAAACUCUCCUCUAGCUGAACUCAACAGAAACACUGCUCUCUUUUCUACAUAUGAUGAUGUUCAUGAUGGGAUAUUUAAAGACAAACUGCAGCUGGAUGUUAAGACUGGAUCUCUCACCAUCAGAAACAUCAGAACCAAACACUCUGGACUUUAUGAAGUAGAUCUCAGCAGCACCAGCACCAGUUAUACCAUACAUCAGUCAUUCACAGUUAAUGUCAGUGGUAAAGUGAUGACAGUGUCAGUGAUAAUGGGAGAAUCGGUCACGUUAAAGACUAAUACUGAAAUACAGACCUAUGAAAUACAGUGGAUUGCAUCUGAUUAUGACACACGGAUAGCUGAAAUAUAUAAACCAGACUAUCUGUACAAUAUAUAUGAUGGUGCUGAUGGGAGAUUCAGAGACAGAGUGCAGUUAAAUAAUCAGACUGGAGAUCUCACCAUCACAAACAUCACAACUCAACACACUGGACUUUAUGAACUGAAGAUGAGCAACAGGAGACAAUCCAUUCAGAGGAGAUUCAGUGUUCAUGUCAGUGUUUUGUCUUCAUAUGGUAUAGCUGGAUUAAGUGUUGGUGUCCUGGUUAUUGUUGCAGUAACAACUGGUGGGUGUUACUAUCACUAUAGAUUUUAUACAGCAACAAUACAAACAAUAAUGGUGGGACGUUCUGUCCGUCUUGAGACUGGUGUUGAGAACAUAAAGACAAAUGAUGUGAUCGAGUGGAGGUUUAUAUCUGGUGCCUUUCAAAAGACCCUCAUAGCUAAAAUCCAGAAUAAGAAGAUAACCGGUGGAGGUGAUGAGAGAUUCAGCAAGAAUGUACUUGUAAACAUUAGGACCGGAUCUCUCUACAUCACAAACAUCACAACCAAUCACUCUGGACUUUAUGAAGUAAAAAUAACCAUUGAUGGAAAAACCUCAUACAAGAAAUUCACAGUCACUGUAACUGAUUUUAACUUGAUAAAAUAUUUUGCACCGACAAACAUGCCUUGUGAAUGGAAACGGCCAGCGUCAGUGUCACAAGAUGAACACAGCAGCGUCUUGUAGGUCAUAUGAGCAUCAAAAAAUAAAUACCUGCUUUUUAACUUACUUAUAUUUUUAAAUAAAAACACUGUAAAGCAGUCUGAAAUCCACCUGUAUGUGCUAUUGAGUAUAUUAUAGUCUGUAUAGUCCUUUGAUUUGACAUAAAUCUAUAAACAUUAUAUAUAACAUGCAUUUCUUUGUGUUUAAUCUCCAAUGUUAAUGAUAGAUUUCACAUCUAUUUCUAGAUAUAGACAAAAUGUACUGCAUGAAAUAUUUACGGUUCAACACUAAUUUCUUUCACAGUAUUAUAUUUGAAUAUUAGCUUAAUAUUUGAUGAAAUGUAUGGUUAAUUUAAGUAGAUGUGCGUGCCAUAGCAUUUAGUCUGAAUGAUAACUGUAAACAUAACAACACACAAACGAUUUUGGCACCUGUGUGAUUUCAUUUGGGACACAACAUGGACUAAAAUAAAUGUGCAUCCAAUUCCCAAAUAGGCCUAUGUCUUUUGGGAUCAAAUAUGUAAAUGUUUUAUGUGUACUUUAUGUGCUAUAUAAGUUAUAAUAAACUAAUUUCUUGUGGUUAUAUUAAUAGUUAAAUAUAUUGAUGAGUCACAUAAAUGUAUUAAUAAUGGUUAUUAUAUUCCAAUGCAUUAAGUGCAUAAAAUAAUUUAGAAUAAG